AUGAGGACUGUCUGCCUCUGCUUUUGUAUCCUGAUCCAAGUUGGUCUAUGUGCGGAGUCCGAGGAGAGGUUGCUGAAGUGGCUACUGAGUAGAGAGCGCUACAACAAGCUGAUACGACCGGCCAGUAACCAGUUUGAACCGGUUACCAUCAAACUGCAGGUCUCCCUGGCACAACUGAUCAGUGUGCAUGACAGGGAACAAAUUAUGAUCACCAAUGUCUGGCUAACACAGAACUGGGUUGAUUACAGGCUGUCAUGGGAGCCCUCAGACUUUGAUGGGAUUGACAAGCUCCGCAUUCCCUCCCGUCAUAUAUGGCUCCCAGAUAUUGUACUGUACAACAAUGCUGAUGGUAUCUAUGAGGUGACAGUCUUCACCAACGCCAUCGUCCUGUCCAACGGCACCAUCUUCUGGCUCCCUCCAGCUAUCUAUAAGAGUGCCUGCAAGAUCGAGGUGAAACACUUCCCCUUCGACCAACAAAACUGCACCCUGAAAUUCCGCUCAUGGACCUAUGACCACACUGAGGUGGAUCUGGUCCUCAGGACAGGUGUGGCCAGUAUGGAUGACUUCACGCCCAGUGGAGAGUGGGACAUCUUGGCUUUACCCGGGAGACGUACUUUCUCCGGCUCAGAGCCCAUCUACGUGGAUGUGACCUAUGACUUCCUGAUCAAAAGGAAUGAAUAUAUACCGUUGUUCUACACCAUAAAUCUGAUUAUCCCCUGUGUCCUCAUCACCUCUCUGGCUGUGUUGGUCUUCUACCUGCCCAGUGACUGUGGAGAGAAGAUCAGUCUGUGUGUCUCUGUACUGUUGGCCCUCACUGUGUUCCUGUUGCUGAUAUCUAAGAUCGUACCGCCAACCUCGCUGGACGUGCCCCUGAUCGGUAAAUACCUGAUGUUCACCAUGGUUCUCGUAACCUUCUCCAUCGUCACCAGUGUGUGUGUUCUGAACGUCCAUCACCGUUCCCCCAGCACACACACCAUGCCCCCCUGGGUUAAAGUUCUGUUCCUGGUCUGGCUGCCUGCCCUGCUCUGCAUGAGGCACCCCCAGAACAACUCAGCCAGACAGCGGCUCCGUCAGAGGAGGCAGCAGUCGCUCCAGAAGACCAAGGAGGCUAGCCCAGGGAUGGAUAAACCUGACCCUGGCAUGGCCUCCUCUCCUUCCUCCUCUCCAUUCCUCCUAUCUACUGGGCCCUACUACCUCAGAAAAAGGAGUGUGAGGACAUCAGAGGGGUUUCUGCCCGCGGAACAAUUGUCUGGUCGGCCGUGGUGUGGCAGCUCCUGCUCUGACAUCAGUCACAGUCCUGACUUACAGGAAGCUGUCGACGAGGUGCGAUACAUCGCUGACUACAUGAUUAGAGACGACGACAACAAGACCGUGAUUGAGGACUGGAAGUACGUGGCGAUGGUAUUGGAUCGGAUGUUCCUGUGGAUCUUUGCAGUAGGCUGUAUAGCUGGUACUCUUGGGAUCUUCCUCCAACCUUUCUUCCAGCAUCAGACCAUUCCCAUCCGGAAUCUCAGCAGCCCCACCUCACCAAGAGACAUCAUCUUGAAGGAUUCCGUUGUUUAAAACAAUUAUUAUCCAUGUAAACAAAUAAUAGUCUAGCUUAAAAAAAGCGGACCCCACCACAUGAAAUGAUCUGAAGGACUUUACUGUAAACUGGCUAAUGCCACUACUAUUCUUAGCUACAAUUUAUCACAAUAAUGAUGAAACAGAUGAUCCGGGAUUUCUGCCGUCAUUAUAUGGCUCAAUAGCUCAAGGAAGAGUUGUGUGUGUUUGUGUUUAGAUAGAGCAGUGUAUGACUGCUGUAGGCUGAGGAAGAUGCUUUGAAUUGACCGUGUUCGGUAAAGAGAUGUUUUGUGAUGAUGGAUAGACUUUAAUUAACAACAUGGUAACAUCAUGCAUGUUCUCUGAACUAGAAAUUAACAACAUGUAACAUUAUGCAUGUUCUCUAAACUAGAAAUUAACAACAUGUAACAUUAUGCAUGUUCUCUAAACUGAAUGUCACAAACUUGAGAAAAUAUAUGAAGUGUGCUGCCACCCUCUGCCUAUGGUAUGAAUUUAAAGUGAGGUCGUAAAGUAGGCCACUCAACAAAACGCUGAAUGGAUGGUUGGUUUGAACACGAGCAGGUUCUUAUUAUGAGGCGUGUUGUGAUCUCUCCAUUUUUAAUCUUCUGUGCUCAAUUGCCUUGUGGUGACAAUAUUACAUCAUCACAGGUCCAAUUGAACUAAUGUGCUGCCUGUGUUUAUGAAAGAGUGGCGUGGCGUGGGGCUUUAUUCAACACACUUUUAGAGGUCUAGCUAAAGAAACAUAACCUAAUGUGAAGGACUACAUAUUCAUCUCGUACUCAUACAGUCCCAAUUCAUUUUAUGACAUGAGUGGUCUGUGUAGCCUGGAGAAAUCCAGUCUGUUUGUGCUAACAUUCCACUCCUUGUCAUGACAAACAAUGACACAAGAGUAUAAGAAUGUUAGCACAAAAAAAGAAAAAGGUGAUGGGUUUCAGGCUAUGGCCUGUGUGAUUUAUCAAACAAUUACUUAGGAUGUAUGAGCAGUAGGAGUUGAUACAUAGCUGGGUUGCAGAUCGGUUGGUGCUGCCAUGACAACUCCGAUGGUGAUUGUCAAACCAAACAAACAGACUUGACAAGACAGUACUGUUACGAAACCAACGACUAGCCUGCUGAUAUUGUUGCCCUCUCUUUGUCUAGGGGUCCUAGGCCUAGUAACCUGGUCUGUAACCUGGUCUGUAACCUGGUCUGUAACCUGGUCUGUAACCUGAGUGAAUGUGUGCAUUUAUGAAACAAGUCAACGUUUGAAGACUGCGUUGGAUGCACAU
This is a messenger RNA of Salmo salar (Atlantic salmon), 2828 nucleotides long. The record is from RefSeq and is a predicted model, not a curated record. Lineage: Eukaryota; Metazoa; Chordata; Actinopteri; Salmoniformes; Salmonidae.